ACUUCUUUUUGUAAUAGAAAAUAUGGAAGGAAGUUCAAGUCAGAGUGGAGGUACUUCUACCAAUACUGCUCCUGGUAACUCAGAAAAUAAUAACUCUCUUUCGUAUAAAACGAUUUUGUAUGAAAAUAUGUACAACAAUCGUAUCCUUCUUAAAUUAGAAGAAGAUGGAUUCAUCACGCCUGAUGAAAAGUCAAAAGAACUUAUUAAGGAACUAUCAGAAAUAAAGUAUUUAUAUGCUUUGAAGGUGCUUUUUGAAAACUUACAAAAUGAGUUUUCAUCUCAAGUUUUAGCAAAUUUAUUAGAAGCUUUAGUUGAUACUCCUUUUAAUCAUUAUUCAAAAGAAAGUGUAGCUAGAUUAGAAUUACAUUUAAGAACUUUGGUUACCGUCUUAGAACGGAUAUGUUUUUCACCAAUAGUACUUAGUAAAGAACUUCGAGAUAAAGUUUAUAAUUCUUUAGCAAAAUUUGCAGAAAUUCAUCGUAAAACAACUCAAGUUAUCGAAA
Rhizophagus irregularis DAOM 181602=DAOM 197198 is the source of this 503-nucleotide messenger RNA. The record is from RefSeq and is a predicted model, not a curated record. NCBI's taxonomy places the organism in Eukaryota, Fungi, Glomeromycota, Glomeromycetes, Glomerales, Glomeraceae.